This is a messenger RNA of Triplophysa dalaica, 3983 nucleotides long. RefSeq names its product NACHT, LRR and PYD domains-containing protein 3. The record is from RefSeq and is a predicted model, not a curated record. Gene Ontology annotation, molecular function: protein binding. NCBI's taxonomy places the organism in Eukaryota, Metazoa, Chordata, Actinopteri, Cypriniformes, Nemacheilidae.
GAUCAACCUUUAAUUUCAUAUACACUGUCAUUUUUAAUUUACUGAGAAUGUUACAUAAAGAAAUGUUCCGGUAUGUUUGUAUAAUUAUGAGGGAAAUUAAAGCAAAGAGGCUGCUUAAACCUAAUAAGAUAGAAGUCAGUCAGAGUGACAGAUGUAAAUCUCUAUAAUGUGACUGUUCACUAAUGCUAUGGGGGUCCAGAGAGCGUCAUGAUGAAUGUUGAGUGAGUUUUGACUGCUGUCUUUGGCUAUAAAGACAAGAAAAAAUUACGUUUUUAAGUUGUUUAUCUGUUGUACUAAUGGCUAAAAAUCAGUUGAACCAGUUUAUUAAAAGUUCAACUAUUUUAGCAGAAUCCAUUUUGUGAAAGUGAACGAGUGGGGAAAAUCUGAACAAACAUUAGAAUUAAAAGACAAAUCCGAUGGCAUAUCUUAAUUACCUGCGUGACGUUUAUGUGAUGUUCAUGGUUGAUAUAAUGUGAAUGCAUUUGAACACAUUUUAAUCCAUUUUUGAACAUGUAUAUAAUUAUACAGCUUAUUUGAACAUUAAUUCUAUGUGUUCGUGGAGUGAGGUUUCAGAAAUGAGUCUUCAUGAGGAGAGAGAGGAGGGGAAUAAAGCAUCAUCUCCAGAACCCAGCUGUGUGUCUCUGAAGAGCAAUGAGUCCAUUGGACAUCCCCCUAAUAUCAGCGAUGCAGAGUCCAUUGGACAUCCCCCUAAUAUCAGGGAUGCAGAGUCCAUUGGACAUCCCCCUAAUAUCAGGGAUGCAGCAGUGACCCCUGACCCUGCAGAUGAGUUUAGACCCGAGAAAUGUCAUCCAGACCUGCAGACACACACGCUGCUGGAGAAGACUGCAUACCUACAAAGAGUCAAAGACAAACACAAAACUAGCAUGAAGAACAAAUAUGAGAUUUUUUUUGAAGGACUUAAACGACAAGAGAAUCAAACCCUCCUGAAGAGAAUUUACACACAGCUGUACAUCAUAGAGGGAGAGAGUGAAGGAGCGAAUGAAGAUCAUGAGGUUUCAUACAUGAAGAGAAAUCCCAGAAGAACACAAGACUUACAAGACACUCCAAUCUACUGCAAUGACAUCUUUAAACCCUUACCUAUCUCUCAAAACCAAGAGAAGAUAAAGAGUGUUCUUACUAAAGGCAUCGCUGGAAUUGGAAAAACAGUCUCUGUGCAGAAGUUCAUUCUGGAUUGGGCCGAGGGAACAGCCAAUCAGGACGUAGAUUUCAUGUUCGUGCUUCCCUUUCGAGAGCUGAACUUGAUUCAAGACGGUCUUCAUCAGUACAGUCUUCACAAACUUCUGCUGGACUUUCAUCCUGAACUUCAAGAUGUAGACUCACAGAUUUAUGAGGAGUGUAAAGUUGUGUUCAUCUUUGAUGGUCUUGAUGAAAGCAGAAUGACACAGAUGUUUUCAGACGAUAGUGAGAAAGUUUCUAAUGUGACUGACGCUUCCACAGUGGCUGAGUUGAUGUCAAACCUCAUGAAAGGAGAUCUGCUUCCCUCUGCUCUCAUCUGGAUCACCUCCAGACCAGCAGCAGCCAAUCAGAUCCCCUCCAAAUACAUCACGCGUGUGACAGAAAUCCAGGGAUUCAGUGAUCCUCAGAAGGAGGAAUAUUUCAGGAAGAGAAUCAGCGACGAGCAUCAAGCCAGCAGAAUCAUUUCCCAUAUUAGAAGAGCGAGAAGCCUACACAUCAUGUGUCACAUACCAGUCUUCUGUUCGAUCUCAUCCACUGUGCUUCAGAAGAUCCUGACACAAGAUCACAGUGAAGAAAUCCCCAAAACUCUGAGUGAAAUGUACAUCCACUUCCUCCUGAUUCAGAUGAAGAUGAAGAAUGAGAAGUAUGAUCCAGAGAGAGAUCCAGAGAUCAACAGAGAAGUGAUUGUGAAACUGGCUGAAGUGGCUUUCAAACAGCUGAUGAAGGGCAAUGUGAUGUUCUAUGAGGAGGAUCUGAGAGAGUGUGGGAUAGACAUCACUGACGCCUCGCUGUAUUCUGGCAUCUGUACUGAGAUCUAAGAGGAAUCUGUCAUUCAUCAGAGGAAGAUCUACAGCUUCAUACAUCUCAGUCUUCAGGAGUUCCUCGCUGCUUUCUACCUGUUUUACUCGCAUGUAGUGAACAAUUUUGAAGUGCUCAAGUGUUUUUUGGGUCCUGUAAGAUAUAAGUGGUACAUUGGGGGUAAUUCUUCAUAUGAGAUACUACAGUCAGCGGUUAAUACAUCCUUGCGGAGUAAAAAUGGACGUCUGGAUCUUUUCCUGCGAUUCCUGCUGGGCAUCUCACUGGAGUCCAAUCAGAGACUACUACAGGAUCUACUGACACACACAGAGAACACCUCGGAGAGUGUCAGCAAAGCCAUAGAGUUCAUUCAUGAUCGAAUAAGAGUUGAUAAUCUCACAGCUGACAAAUGCAUCAAUCUGUUCCUCUGUCUGAUGGAGAUGAAUGAUCAGACUCUGUUCGGAGAGAUUCAGGACAAAAACGAACUCACUCCUUCUUAUUGUUCAGCAAUAGCCUACAUGCUUCAGAUGACUGAGGACGUGCAGGAUGAGUUUGAUCUGAGGAAAUAUCACACAACACAGGAGGGUAGAAGACGACGCAUACCAGCUGUCACCAACUGCAGAAAAGCUCUACUUGCUGGCUGUAAUCUUACAGAUCAGUUCUAUGAAUGUUUGGCCUCAGCGCUUCAAUCGUCAAACUCUCUGAGAGAGCUGGACCUGAGUAACAAUAAUCUGCAGGAUUCAGGAGUGAAGCUCCUCUCUGACGGACUGAAGAGUUCACACUGUCAACUGGAGAUACUGAGACUGGUUUUCUGCAAUCUGCAGGAUCUGUGUUGUGAAAGUUUGGUCUCAGUUCUACAGUCCUUAGACUCUCUGAGAGAGCUUGAUUUGAGUAACAACGACCUUCAGGAUUCAGGAGUGAAGCUGCUCUCUGAUGCUCUCAAGAGUCACAGCUGUCAACUACAGAUACUGAGGUUGUCAGGCUGUAUGGUGACAGAUGAAGGUUGUUAUUAUCUGGCUUCAGCUCAGUUCAACCCGUCACACCUGAGAGAACUGGAUCUGAGCUACAAUCAUCCUGGACCCUCGGGAGUUCAGCUGCUCUCCGAUAGACUCAAUGAUCCAAACUACACACUCAGCAAACUCAGUGUGGAUCAUGGGGUUGAGCACAUGAUUACAUCAGAUCUACACAAAUACGCCUGUGAUCUCACACUGGAUCCAAACACAGCAAACAAUCGACUCAUUCUGUCAGAGAAUAACAGAACAGUGACAUCCAUUAGUCCCCGAUCUUGGCGGAUGCAGGAAUAUCCUGAUCAUCCAGAGAGAUUUGAUUGGUAUCCUCAGGUUCUGUGUAGAGAGAGUCUGACUGGACGCUGUUACUGGGAGGUUAAAUUCAGCAUGAUGGAGGAUGUAGCAGUGACAUAUAAAGGAAUCAGCAGGAAAGGAUGUGAACGUGAAUGUAAAUUUGGAUGUAAUGAAAAGUCCUGGAAACUGAAAAUACGGGACUCUGGAAUCACUGCUUGUCACAAUGAUCAGAGUGUUGCUGUACACGCUCCUUCAUGGUUCAACACAGUAGCUGUGUUUCUGGACUGAUCGGCUGGCAGUCUGUCCUUCUACAGCGUCUCUAAAAAACAGAGACUCACACUCCUACACACAUUCAACACAACAUUCACUGAACCUCUCUAUGCUGGAUUUGCAGUACACUGUAUCUCUACAGGUGGUCAGUGUGAGAUUAUAUCACCUUCUGCGAGACCAGCUGAGUGAUGGAAAAACCUCACCUUUCUUCUUUCACUUCAGCACAUGGACAUUCGCUGUAUUAUAAUGACCUUUGUCUUGACAACACAUGUUCAAUGUAAUUAUGUGUGAUGUACACAACUAUAAACUGUUUCCCUCUCAUUUUUGUUUAGAAGUCUAUAGACUUUAGAAAUGUAUGUGUUUGAUUUUGAUCUGGUGCUGUUCAGAAAACAAUAAAUGAAAAGUAACAAAAGGUGUAUC